Monopterus albus (swamp eel) is the source of this 3255-nucleotide messenger RNA. It is a transcript of the gene pth2ra, whose product is annotated as parathyroid hormone 2 receptor a. Gene Ontology annotation, cellular component: plasma membrane. The coding region runs from base 515 to 2101 and encodes 528 amino acids. The record is from RefSeq and is a predicted model, not a curated record. The transcript has 13 exons. NCBI's taxonomy places the organism in Eukaryota, Metazoa, Chordata, Actinopteri, Synbranchiformes, Synbranchidae. Gene Ontology annotation, molecular function: G protein-coupled peptide receptor activity; parathyroid hormone receptor activity; peptide hormone binding. Gene Ontology annotation, biological process: adenylate cyclase-modulating G protein-coupled receptor signaling pathway; cell surface receptor signaling pathway.
GAACAUCAUAAUCGAAUGGUUGCAUUUUAUAAGAAGCAAGUACAGACAGCACAUAAGUACCGUCCUUCUCUGUGCAGUGGAGAGUGUGCAGGGUAGUUUUCGUCAUGAAGCGCACUUUUCCUCCCAUCGCGCACAAGUCGAGCUCUGCUUGUUAUUUUCAAUGGGGGCCACUGAAAUCUCCAGUGCCAGCGUGCGUCCGGGACAUUUCGUCUAGAGGCAGCGAUGAGAUGUUACUCAUUGUGGAGAAGAACCCUUCUGAGUACGAGGACUGUCUGAAUGGGAAAACCACGUGGGAUUUGUGAUCUGACCAAUUCCAUCGCCGCAUCCUUCCCACUUACGUUGAGCAGCUCAGUUUUGGAUCACAACAUUGUAAUAAUGUGCAGCCUUUUAGUCAGUAACGAGUCAACAACAGCAGAGAUGUCUGUGUCAAGCGCAUUGUUGCUUAAAUUCAGAUGAACGUAGGCUGCCAUUGGGCUUUUUUUUUUUUACACAGCUGAACGCAGACUAAUGAACUAUGAACUUGCUCUUGUGGAUAUUAGCAAUAAACUUUUUCUUGUGGUGGACUUCAGUUGACUCACAGAUGGGGUUCGAUGGUCCUCUCUCUGCACAGGAGCAGAUGUUCAUCCUUUAUGAAAUUAAACUGCAGUGCUACCAGAACCUCUCCAGCGUCGACCCAGGGUCCGCAGAUGAAGUGUGUCCUCCAGACUGGGACGGUCUUAUCUGUUGGCCCCAUGGCUCCCCUGGGCUGGUUACUAAGGUUCCCUGCCCAUCUUACAUCUAUGACUUCAAUCACAAAGGACAUGCUUACAGGAAGUGUGAUGUCAAUGGUUCCUGGGUGUUUGUGGACCGCUGGAACAAAACAUGGACAAAUUACUCUGAGUGUCUGCACUUCCUUCAGCCCAGUGAUGAGGACAGGAGACAAGACUUCUUUGAGCGGCUGUACGUCAUGUAUACCACUGGCUAUGCUGUGUCCUUUAGCUCUCUACUAGUGGCCAUCUUCAUCAUUGGAUACUUCAGGCGUCUUCACUGCACCAGAAAUUACAUCCACAUGCACCUGUUUGUUUCCUUCAUGUUAAGGGCAGUCAGCAUUUUUGUGAAAGACAAAGUUGUCUAUUCCAGCGCGGGACUACAGGAUUUUGACUCUGCCCUGCUGGACAACUUAAAAGUAGUUAGCAUGGCAUCGCUGAAGUCUCAGUAUAUUGGCUGCAAGGUGACAGUGCUGCUCUUCAUCUAUUUUUUGGCAACCAACUACUACUGGAUCCUGGUGGAAGGCCUCUACCUCCACAGUCUCAUCUUCAUGGCCUUUCGAUCGGACGCCAAAUACCUCUGGGGCUUCACAGCCAUUGGAUGGGGUGUUCCAGCUGUUUUCGUGGCAGUGUGGGCGAUUGUCAGGGCAACACUAGCAGAUGCAAGAUGUUGGGAGUUGAGUGCUGGUAACAUUAAGUGGAUCUACCAGGUUCCCAUCCUGACAGCCAUAGGGCUCAACUUUAUCUUAUUCGUGAACAUUGUGAGAGUGUUGGCCACUAAAAUUCGAGAGACAAAUGCAGGGAGAUACGACACCAGGAAACAGUACAGGAAACUGGCAAAGUCCACCCUAGUGUUAGUGCUGGUGUUUGGCAUCCAUUACAUCAUUUUUGUCGGUAUGCCUCAUGCAUUUGAGGGGCCGAGCUGGGAGGUCCGCAUGUACUGUGAGCUGUUCUUCAAUUCAUUUCAGGGUUUCUUUGUGUCCAUAAUCUAUUGCUACUGUAAUGGAGAGGUCCAGACAGAAAUAAAGAAAACGUGGACACGCUGGAACCUGGCAUUUGAGAGGGACAGCCCUGUGGUCUGCGGUCGCUACCGUUACACCAGCCAGUCCCAUCUGGCUGGGGGUGGGCCCUCCACACGCUCCACAACGCUUGUUUCAAGCCGUGCAUGUCGGAGUACAGGCCCAUCAGUGGUGCAUGCCGCCCUCCCAGGAUAUGUGAUCAGUAACUCGGACCCAUCCAUACCUGAAGAACCCGAGGACAGUGGCCCCAAGCGGGUGGAUGAUAUCUCUUUGAAGGAAAGUCUGCCUGUUCUAAAUACAAGUGCAGCAGCAGAUUAUGAGGAGGAAACACUGUAGCACUGUCAUCUAAUGUCAAAAGAGGCAGAUGAAGAAAAUCUUUGCAAAUGGAUCUGUGCCAACCCUUUACAGUGGGGGGAACCAAAGGCAAACAAAAUGUUUCACUGUACUAAAAAGGUCUUUAAUACUUGUGAAAAAGAACAACACACAACACGUUUGAAGAGGCAACACCAUAGUGCCCUCUAUUGCCCAGCAGCUGCUGGAGGUCACUCGCGAAAUACGUUUAAAUAAGUAUUAACUGGAGGAAAUGGGUGGUUAAAAAGACUGAUGCUUUUUUUAAAUAAAAGGUACCAGCAGGACGAUGGCUGUCGAAUCAAACUCAUCUCCUAAAACAUUUGAUGACUGUGCCAGCAAGUGAAUUACAGUUCCAGAAGAUGACACCAUCUGUCAUAUAAGAGGCAGAAAAAAUCCUGAUGAAUCCUUUUUAUGAACAAAUUUGGUGGCAUGGUGGUCAUGCUGGUACAACCAGCCUACUUUGUGAAUAAUCUUGAAUUUUGUGAAAAGAAACUUGCCACCUACAGCUGCCACUGGAACCACAGUAAAUGGAAUGUAUCCAGAAUAAAUGUUUGCACUUUGAAGGCAAACUGAAAUUAAGACAUUCCUCUUUUUUCUAGAGAAGCAUUGAUAAACAGGUGUGCACAGACAACUUUCACUUUUAUUACCUAGAAUGGCUGAGCUUUGUACAUUCACUUGCUGUUUACUAAUUUUGAGCAAGGCCACAAUUGUCACAUUCAGCUGCACACACAUUUUUUGUGGUGCAUCAAAUAUUAUAUUAGGACAAAAGCAUGAUUUUUCUAUUUAUGAUAAUCAACUAUUUUGCUGACUGAAGGGCUACAGUCAUGCAUUCCUACAUCUCUGUCAGAUAACGCACCACUUCUAUCUGACAGAAAUGCAGGGGUGCCAAUAUUUUUGGCCAUGACUGUAGAUUUGGUGGCUGUUUAAGGGUGUUAUGUUUACUUUGUGCGUGCAUGUUUAUCAGUGAGCUGGAUUUAGUGCGUGUUUUUAUUGUAUAUGUAUUUCGGCUGCUCCAGUACAAGCUUUUAAAAAAACGACUUGAAAGGAUUUGCUUUAAUCUUACCUAUGUGGUAAAUGUGUUUGGCUGUUUUCCUUUGUGGUAUUUGUUUGUAUCUUUAAUUCUUUUCUCUCCAUUCCUC